CGAUCGGUCGUGAGAGCCGGACCCGUGCUCAACCUAUUUUAAAUUUUCUUUAUAACCAUCGACGCAAACUGGCUUAUCAUUUUUGUCGCCCUAGCGCUUCUGUAACCACCGCCGCCGCCUUGUUAGGAGCUGCAGCGGAGAUGCCUUCGUUCAAGACUUUCCGGAUCAAGAAGAAGCUCGCGAAGAAGAUGAGGCAGAAUAGGCCUAUACCUCAUUGGAUUCGUAUGAGAACAGACAACACCAUUAGGUACAACGCCAAGCGCAGGCACUGGCGCCGCACCAAGCUAGGGUUUUAAGGAGGCCCUUUCAUUCCUCCCUUAAGGGGAUGGGUUUAACGUUUCUGCUUUCCCUUUGGUUUAUUGUAUGAGCAAUGAUUUAAAUUUCAGUUUUUGUACCUAAGAAAUAUUUCUAGGUUUGAGCAUCUCCUGUCAUUUUAUGAGCUGCAGUCUGUUAUUAUGCUAUUUCAUAUGCUGGUAAAUUCGGGAUUUUUCUUCGACCGUUGUCUGAUUAAUAUGGGCUUACCGUUGAUUGUUUCUUUC
This is a messenger RNA of Dendrobium catenatum, 539 nucleotides long. RefSeq names its product 60S ribosomal protein L39. Lineage: Eukaryota; Viridiplantae; Streptophyta; Magnoliopsida; Asparagales; Orchidaceae. Gene Ontology annotation, cellular component: cytosolic large ribosomal subunit; ribosome. The record is from RefSeq and is a predicted model, not a curated record. Gene Ontology annotation, biological process: translation. Gene Ontology annotation, molecular function: structural constituent of ribosome. The transcript is spliced from 3 exons. Bases 141 to 296 code for a protein of 51 amino acids.